CAUAACGGUUGAGUUUACCAUUUGUUUACGAAUUGUUGCGAAAAAAGCGAGUGCUGCUACAGCCAUGUGGAAUCUUGUGGCUCGCAUACGUUCGGUGUGCUCUGUAGCCCUUUCUAAACCUGCAGAGCUGCUGGCGCUUACUCGACCGACUGCAUGUUCGUCGUUCCAUUCCCUGUCCCAACCGAGACAGCCAUCACCACUGGCCAACCAGUGUACAACGCCAGCCAUAGCUACAUCGAAUUUUCUGCGACCGAUUGCGAUCCCGCUACUUCACCACGCCUGCGGCUUUAAAGUGAAAGGACGGCUGAAGAGACGGUGCAAAGAUUGCUACUUCGUAAUGCGCCAGGAGCGGCUUUAUGUGAUUUGUAAAACACAUCCGCGCCAUAAGCAGAUGUCGAUGAAGAAGCACGAUCGCAAUACCUGGAUACUGACCGAUGCGACGCAAAGUAAAAUUAGAGCUUGGUAGUUGGCAAUGUAUAAUUGGGUGCAAGCCACAUAAAUAUAGUUACUUAUUGGAA
This is a messenger RNA of Anopheles coustani, 518 nucleotides long. It is a transcript of the gene mRpL36, whose product is annotated as large ribosomal subunit protein bL36m. The transcript has 2 exons. The record is from RefSeq and is a predicted model, not a curated record. Gene Ontology annotation, cellular component: mitochondrial large ribosomal subunit; ribosome. Lineage: Eukaryota; Metazoa; Arthropoda; Insecta; Diptera; Culicidae. Bases 65 to 466 code for a protein of 133 amino acids. Gene Ontology annotation, molecular function: structural constituent of ribosome. Gene Ontology annotation, biological process: translation; ribosome biogenesis.